AUGAUUGUCGAGAAUCAGUUAGGGUAUGUAAGAUUCCAAACUCUUAUAAGGCGUUUACUUUUCAUUAUUGGGUUUUGGAAUACGAAAAAUUCGAGUCCAUUAUUCCGAUCAUUACUACUUGUACACCUUUCUUUCUUUAUACUGCCACUUAUUGGUGUCGUUAAUUUCUUCAAAACUCAUAUUUCAAAUAUCUUUCUUGCUACCAAAGGUUUAAGUGUUCUUGUGGGAUAUUCAACAGUUAUUAUGAAAAUGAUAUGUUUCAUGGUGAAUCGUAAAGAUUUAAAUGAGCUACAUGCGACUCUCGAGCCUUAUAUCGAUGGAUUAGGUGAGAAAUCGGGAGUAUCAAAAGACCUUUUUAAAGGAGUUUCAAUUUUUCGAGGACUAUGUGCAGGAUUGACGGGUUGUGUAACAGCAUCAUCUACUAUGUAUGCGAUAAUACCUAUUCUGACUAUAAUCAGUCAAUACAGACACCAAAUAAGACCUUUAAAAUUUCUUCAUCUCUAUCCUGUGAUUUAUCCUUGGGAACGAUCUCCGAGUGGUCUUACAUUCUAUUGUCAAAUUUUAAAUGAAUAUCUUACAACAUUUAGUAUUAUUACUGUAACAGCUAGUGUAGAUUGUCUUUUCGUUUAUUAUAUAUUUCAAAUGGUCGGUAUGAUACGUGAUAUUUCAUAUAAUAUAUCAUCUUUGACUGAUGAAAAUUGUGAAGCAACUGUUCGACAAUGUGUACGCCAAUAUGAAGUAUUGCUUGAGUGCCGAAAAAAAGUCGAUAAGGUUUUUGGUCCAAUAAUACUCUGGUCUAUGGGAACCAACGCAAUUGUACUGUGUGGACUUAUUUUUCAACUGUCUCAUGCUAAAACUAUACCAUUCCUUACAAUGGUAUUAUGUGCGGCGUAUGUUAGUUCCAAAGUAACCCAAAUUUUUAUGUUCGCAUGGGCAGCAUCAAAAUUUACUACUGAGAGUAAUAAAUUAAUAGACACUAUUUAUGCUGCGAAUUGGGUUGGAAAUAAACGUGUUUCGACUUCAAUAAUAAUUAUGCUUUCCCAAAGACCACUGGUUGUUACAGCAUGCAGCUAUUCAACUAUAUCAAUCGAAAUGUUUUCAGCAGUUAUGAAUACGACAAUAUCAUAUUUUCUAUUAUUGAAAAAUUUUGAUCCUGAUGCAUAA
This is a messenger RNA of Microplitis demolitor, 1164 nucleotides long. RefSeq names its product odorant receptor 13a-like. Gene Ontology annotation, molecular function: odorant binding; olfactory receptor activity. Gene Ontology annotation, cellular component: plasma membrane. The coding region runs from base 1 to 1164 and encodes 387 amino acids. Lineage: Eukaryota; Metazoa; Arthropoda; Insecta; Hymenoptera; Braconidae. The record is from RefSeq and is a predicted model, not a curated record. Gene Ontology annotation, biological process: sensory perception of smell; detection of chemical stimulus involved in sensory perception of smell. The transcript is spliced from 5 exons.